AUGAGUAAAAUUAGGGGCCUCCCUCCUGCGGUCAGAGACCCGGGCCCUGGAGUGGAACUUGGAGUAGAAGAUGGCCUUCUCUGUCAACUCAUUCAUUCUCCAGAAUUCAACUUGUUCUCUGACUCAGUGGUGUUUGAAAGCACCUUCAUCCAGGUCACUAAGCAAGGAAACUGGAUGGAUGCCUAUGAAAAAUCUGCCACCAUGAUCAUCGGGGUAACCUCCUCCGUGCCCUCCUUGCCACUCCCCAACAUCCUCCUAAUGGCCAAUGUCACCUGGCCUCACGGUCCGUUAUCCACCUGUGGCACACCUGGUGCCCCUGUCAUCACACUCAGCAGGAUCCUUCCCCUGAAGUAUGUGGAACUCCAGAUCUAUGACCACACCAAGCGCAUCCUUCGGGUUAGGACAGUGACGGAGAAGAUCUACUACCUGAGGCUCCACGAGAAACAUCCACAGGCCGUGUUUCAGUUCUGGAUCCGCUUGGUGAAAAUUUUGCAGAAAGGUCUGUCUAUCACCACCAAAGACCCGAGAAUCCAGUUCACUCACUGCCUGGUGCCCAAGAUACCCAACUCCUCCAUUGCAACAACACCUGAAAGCAGCGUGCCAGCAUCCUCCCAGACCAGUGAGACUGUAAUGCUGCUGGCGGCUGAGCAGACCAGCGGCAGUCUCUUAGGGCUCUCAAAAAGACACCAGCUCACGGGAGACAGACACCCUGAGACUACUAUAGAAAUCGACAAGUCCAACAGCUGCAAGACACCCCCACUGGUGGCAUCUUCAGUUAAUAUGCCCAUGAGAGCUACUUUGACCCACAGCCUCUGGGAACAAGAGAACCCAAAUGAGAGCUUCCUGCAGGUUCCUGUAGCCAGCUCCUUAGGAGAGAACUUUUUGGGACCCUAA
This is a messenger RNA of Arvicola amphibius (Eurasian water vole), 894 nucleotides long. RefSeq names its product family with sequence similarity 71 member F2 (gene Garin1a). Gene Ontology annotation, cellular component: nucleus. The transcript has 5 exons. The record is from RefSeq and is a predicted model, not a curated record. Lineage: Eukaryota; Metazoa; Chordata; Mammalia; Rodentia; Cricetidae. Bases 1 to 894 code for a protein of 297 amino acids.